Messenger RNA from Brassica oleracea var. oleracea, 735 nucleotides. RefSeq lists its product as uncharacterized. Lineage: Eukaryota; Viridiplantae; Streptophyta; Magnoliopsida; Brassicales; Brassicaceae. Gene Ontology annotation, molecular function: nucleic acid binding; zinc ion binding. The coding region runs from base 1 to 735 and encodes 244 amino acids. The transcript has 3 exons. The record is from RefSeq and is a predicted model, not a curated record.
AUGGCGGACGCAACAAAGUACCUCAGCGACAACAAGGAAUCUGCACGGAUGGAAAGCACAAGGUCAGAAGACCCAGAUAUUUAUGACGACUUUAGUGAAAUCUACAAGGAGUACACAGAUCAUCAAGUUACUGUAACCACCAAAGUCCAAGAAAAACCUAAACUUCCUGAAGAUAAAUGUGAUGAAGAAGAAGAGCAGCAGGAGCUCCCUGACCCCAACUCCGUACCAACUGAUUUCAUCAGCCGAGAGGCUAAGGUUUGGGAGGCUAAGUCCAAAGCCACUGAGAGGAACUGGAAGAAGAGGAAAGAAGAGGAAAUGAACUGUAAGAUAUGUGGAGAGUCUGGUCAUUUCACACAGGGAUGUCCAUCGACUCUUGGUGCCAACAGAAAGUCUCAGGAGUUCCUUGAGAGGGUACCAGCUAGGGACAAGAACGUUAGAGAUUUGUUUACUGAGAAAGUUGUGGAAAGGAUUGAGAGCGAGACCGGCUGCAAGAUCAAAAUGGAUGACAAGUUCAUUAUCGUCAGUGGGAAGGACAGAUUAAUCUUGAGGAAAGGUUUGGAUGCUGUUCACAAGGUUAGAGAGGAAGGCGAGGCUAAAACUUCUUCUACCUCUCACAGGAGCAGAUCCAGGUCGCCUAGAAGAACCUCUCUUGGUCCACCACCUCCACCGCGUGCUGCUCGAAACCCUGAACCGCAGAGACAGCAGCACCUGCCAUCACAUGGUUCAUCAAGCUAA